Osmerus eperlanus (European smelt) is the source of this 15025-nucleotide messenger RNA. RefSeq names its product low density lipoprotein receptor-related protein 1Ab (gene lrp1ab). Lineage: Eukaryota; Metazoa; Chordata; Actinopteri; Osmeriformes; Osmeridae. Gene Ontology annotation, molecular function: low-density lipoprotein particle receptor activity; calcium ion binding; protein binding. The record is from RefSeq and is a predicted model, not a curated record. Gene Ontology annotation, cellular component: signaling receptor complex; plasma membrane.
ACCGUGGCCACCAGCAACCAAGGUUGUGGAGCUCCAGAGGAAAAAACGCUUUUACUUUUUUAUUUUAGUUUGGCAUGAAAUAUUUGCUAGACGACUGAGAACUUGGGUGCAUGGUUUAACAAUUUUAGCGGUGUGGAGUAGUCACAUUGUGACCACAACAGAUUGAAGAAUAGCAUAGGGCAAUGUGCAUUCAUUUUUGCAUGCUGAUAAUCAAUGAGAUAUAUACAUGACACUACAGCAGCGUAACCUAUAGCCUCGACAGGCUGUAGCAAGCCCCCUUCUUCUAGUUUCAGACCGGUUUCUGGAAGACUAAAUCUGUGUACCGUAACCUACCCUUGCAGAACGUGACUGAGGGCGCAAAGGACGGACAAUCGCACCGGACUACUGGGGGGGGGGCUCGGAUGAGGUGUUGGAACAGAUUGCUUGAUUUUAGAAUUUUAGUCGACAUUCUUUUAUAACAGCAGUGCCACAGGGCAUUGCAGAGGUGAUGGAAAUGGGGUUGUUCUACGUGGGAUUUAUUCUCAUUUUGGAGAUCAUAUUACCUACUGGAGCAAUUGAAGCUCCAAAGACCUGCAGCCCAAAGCAGUUUGUGUGCAGGGAGGACCAGAUAACGUGCAUCUCCAAGGGCUGGCUGUGUGACGGGGAUAGAGACUGUCCGGACGGCUCUGACGAGUCGCCUGAUCUCUGUCCACAUAACCGAGUGUCCCAGUGCCCGGCCAAUGAAUAUGGCUGCCUGGACAUGGAUCAGUGUAUCCCCAUGAGCAAGGUGUGUGACGGAGUCCUCGACUGCAACGACGGCUGGGAUGAAGGGGCCUUCUGCCGAGAAGGCGCGCCGGACUGUGCCACCCACGGCUGCCAUGGCAACUGCUCCGUGACGCAUGACGGACCCAAGUGCUACUGCAGCUCCGGCUACGAGGUCGCCGCGGACGGCAGGGCAUGCCAAGACUUCAACGAGUGCAGCGUGUACGGGACGUGCAGCCAGUCGUGCGCCAACACUGAGGGCUCGCACAGGUGCAGCUGUGUGGAGGGCUACCUGCUGCAGCCGGACAACCGCUCCUGCAAGGCCAAGAAUGUCCCAGUGGGCCGCCUCCCCAUGCUCCUGAUCGUCAACCUCCACGACAUCCGCUGCACCUCCCUGUCGGGCGCCCCCUCCCGGCUGCCCGCCAUCGAGACCAAGCAGACCAUGGCCAUGGACUUCGUCUACGCCGAGGAGAUGGUGUGCUGGGUCACCCUGGGCGACACACCCGCCGCCACCCAGCUCAAGUGCGCCAGCAUCCCCGACCUGAAGACGGUGACGGACGUGCGGACCAUCAACAUCUCCCUCAGCCUGCACCAUGUGGAGCAGAUGGCUAUCGACUGGCUCACCGGAAACUUCUACUUUGUGGAUGACGUGGACGACCGGUUGUUUGUGUGCAACAAGGACGGGCAGACGUGCGUGACCCUGCUGGACCAGGAGCUCUACAGCCCCAAAGGCAUCGCCCUGGACCCCACCAUGGGGAAGGUGUUUUUCACCGACUACGGACACGCUCCCAAGGUGGAGCGCUGUGACAUGGACGGCCAGAACCGCACCAAGCUGGUCGACACCAAGAUCGUGUUCCCCCACGGUAUCACCCUGGACCUGGUCAACAAGCUGGUGUACUGGGCCGACGCCUACCUGGACUACAUCGAGGUGGUGGAUUACGAGGGCAAGAACAGACACACCAUCAUCCAGGGCUUAAUGAUUGAGCACCUGUACGGUCUGACUGUGUUCGAGAACUACCUGUACUCCACCAACUCAGACGAGGGGAACCUCAACAUCAAGACCAGCGUGGUCCGGGUCAACCGCUUCAACAGCUCCGACUUCCACGUGUUGACACGCCUGGAUAGGGGCGGUGCCCUGCACGUGUACCACCAGAGAUGCCAGCCCUCAGUGAGGAGCCACGCCUGUGCCACAGACCAGUUUGGCAAGGCUGGAGGCUGCUCAGACAUCUGUCUCCUGGGCAACAGCCACAAGAGCCGCACCUGCCGCUGUCGCUCCGGGUUCAGCCUGGGCAGCGACGGCAAGACCUGCAAGAAACCCGACCACGAGCUGUUCCUGCUCUACGGGAAGGGGCGCCCUGGCAUCAUCCGGGGCAUGGACAUGAACGCCAAGGUGACCGACGAGUACAUGAUCCCCAUCGAGAACCUGAUGAACCCCCGGGCGCUGGACUUCCACGCCGCCAGCGAGUUCAUCUACUUCGCCGACUCCACCAACUACAUCAUCGGCCGGCAGAAGAUCGACGGCACGGAGAGAGACACCAUCCUGAAGGAGGGUAUUCACACGGUGGAGGGCAUCGCGGUGGACUGGAUGGGGGGGAACCUGUACUGGACGGAGGACGGGCCCAAGAAGACCAUCAGCGUGGCCCGGCUGGGGAAGGCCUCCCAGACGCACAAGACCCUCAUCGAGGGCAAGAUGACCCACCCCCGCGCCAUUGUGGUGGACCCACAACAUGGGUGGAUGUACUGGACAGACUGGGAGGAGGAGCCCUCGGAGAGCAACCGAGGGAAGAUCAAGAAGGCGUGGAUGGACGGCUCGCACCACCAGGUCCUCCUGACCAGUAAGACGGUGCUGUGGCCCAACGGCCUAAGCCUGGACAUUCCCCAGGGCCUGCUGUACUGGGUGGACGCCUACUACGACCGCAUCGAGAUGAUCUACCUCAACACCACCGAACGCAAGUUGCUGUACGAUGGGCCCGAGCUCAGCCACACCUUCGGUCUGUGCCACUACAAACACUUCCUGUUUUGGAGCGAGUACCGCAGCGGCGGCAUCUACAAGCUGGACACCAACACCAUGAACGUCACCCUGCUCCGCAACGAGAGGCCGCCCAUCUUUGAGAUCCGCGUGUACGACGCCCAGCAGCAGCAAGGCACCAACGCGUGCAGGGUCAACAACGGCGGCUGCAGCAGCCUGUGUCUGGCCAUCCCAGACGGCCGCUCCUGUGGCUGUGCCGACGACCAGGUCCUAGAUGCUGACAACGUCACCUGCAAAGCCAACCCGACCUACUUCCCUCCCCCCCAGUGCCAGGCGGGUGAGUUUGCCUGCAAGAACAACCGCUGCAUCCAGGAACGCUGGAAGUGUGACGGUGACAACGACUGUCUGGACAAGAGUGACGAGGCGCCUGAACUCUGCCACCAGCACAUGUGCCCGGCUGACAGGUUCAAGUGCCAGAACAACCGCUGUAUCCCGGUGCGCUGGCUGUGUGACGGAGAUAACGAUUGUGGCAACGGCGAGGACGAGUCCAACGCUACCUGCUCAGCCCGGACGUGCCCGCCUAACCAGUACCCGUGUGCCAGUGGGCGCUGCAUCCCCAUCUCCUGGACCUGUGAUCUGGACGACGACUGUGGGGACCGCUCGGACGAGCCCGCCUCCUGUGCCUACCCCAAGUGCUUCCCCCUCACCCAGUUCACCUGCGCCAACGGUCGCUGCAUCAACGUCAACUGGCGCUGUGACAACGACAACGACUGCGGGGACAACAGUGACGAGGCGGGCUGCAGCCACUCCUGCUCCAGCGUGCAGUUCAAGUGUAACAGCGGGCGCUGCAUCCCAGAGUACUGGACCUGCGACGGGGAGAACGACUGUGGAGACUACAGUGACGAGACCCACGCCAACUGCACCAACCAGGCCACUCGUCCUCCUGGUGGUUGUCACGUGGAUGAGUUCCAGUGUCGGAUGGAUGGACUGUGCAUCCCCAUGCGGUGGCGCUGCGACGGCAACACCGACUGCAUGGACCUGAGCGACGAGGGCAACUGCGAAGGCGUCACUCACACGUGUGACCCCGCCGUCAAGUUCAGCUGCAAGGACUCUGCCCGCUGCAUCAGCAAGGCCUGGGUGUGUGACGGGGACAGCGACUGCGAGGACAACUCUGACGAGGACGACUGCGAGGCGCAGGCGUGCAAGCUCUCCCACCACGUGUGUGCCACCAACGGCUCCAUCUGCCUGCCCCCCGAGAAGCUGUGCGACGGCACCGACGACUGUCCCGACGGCUCCGACGAGAAGCUCUGCGACCUGUGUGCUCUGGACAACGGCGGCUGCAGCCACAACUGCAGCAUCAUCCCCGGGGAGGGCUUCAUGUGCUCCUGCCCCCUGGGCAUGGAGCUGGGCCGAGACAACAAGACCUGCCAGAUCCAGAGCUUCUGUGCCAAGCACCUGAAGUGCAGCCAGCGCUGCGAGCAGGACAAGGCCUCGGUCAAGUGCUCCUGCUACGAGGGCUGGGAACUGGAGCCCGACAUGGAGAGCUGCAAGAGCGCUGAUCCGUUCAAGCCCUUCAUCAUCUUCUCCAACCGCCACGAGAUCCGCCGUAUCGAUCUCCACAAGGGGGAGUUCAGCGUCUUGGUGCCCGCCCUGAGGAACACCAUUGCCCUGGACUUCCACCUCAGCCAGAGCACCCUGUACUGGACCGACGUGGUGGAGGACAAGAUCUACCGCGGGAAGCUGUCCGAGAACGGAGCCCUGACCAGUUUUGAGGUGGUGAUCCAGUACGGGCUGGCAACCCCCGAGGGCCUGGCGGUGGACUGGAUCGCAGGGAACAUCUACUGGGUGGAGAGCAACCUGGACCAGAUCGAGGUGGCCAAGCUGGACGGCACCAUGCGGACCACCCUGCUGGCUGGGGAGGUGGAGCACCCCCGCGCCAUCGCCCUGGACCCCCGCGACGGUAUUCUGUUCUGGACGGACUGGGACGCCAGCCUGCCCAGGAUCGAGGCAGCCUCCAUGAGCGGGGAGGGCAGGAGGACGGUCCACAAGGAGACGGGCAGCGGGGGCUGGCCCAACGGCCUGACUGUGGACUACAUGGAGAGACGCAUCGUGUGGAUCGACGCCAGGUCUGACGCCAUCUACUCAGCGCUGUACGACGGCUCGGGGCUGAUCGAGAUACUGCGGGGUCAUGAGUAUCUGUCCCACCCCUUCGCCGUCACCAUGUACGGAGGAGAGGUGUACUGGACCGACUGGCGCACCAACACCCUGGCCAAGGCCAACAAGUGGACCGGACACAACGUCACUGUGGUCCAACGCACCAACACACAGCCCUUCGACCUGCAGGUGUACCACCCCUCUAGACAGCCCCAGGCUCCUAAUCCCUGUGACGUCAGUGAGGGCAGGAGCCCCUGCUCCCACCUGUGUCUGAUCAACUACAACCAGACGUACUCCUGCGCCUGCCCCCACCUCAUGAAGCUGCAGCCUGACAAGCGCACCUGCAAAGAGUCUCGUCAGUUCCUGCUGUACGCCCGUCAGAUUGAGAUCCGGGGCGUGGACAUAGACAACCCCUACUACAACUACAUCAUCUCCUUCACCCUGCCGGACAUCGACAACGUCACAUCUGUGGACUACGACGCCCAGGAGCACCGCAUCUACUGGCUGGACGUCCGAACUCAGACCAUCAAGAGGGCCUUCAUUAACGGGACCGGGGUGGAGACGGUGGUGUCGGCCGACCUUCCCAAUGCUCAUGGGCUGGCGGUGGACUGGGUGUCCAGGAACUUGUUCUGGACCAGCUACGAUGCCAACAAGAAGCAGAUCAACGUUGCCCGACUGGACGGGUCCUUUAAGAACGCAGUCAUCCAGGGCCUGGAUAAACCCCACUGUCUCGUGCUGCACCCUAUACUGGGGAAGCUGUACUGGACAGACGGUGACAACAUCAGCAUGGCCAACAUGGACGGCAGCGGCCACACUGUGUUGUUCACCAAGCAGAAGGGGCCUGUGGGCCUGUCCAUCGACUAUCACAGCGAGCAGCUGUACUGGAUCAGCUCAGGGAACAGCACCAUCAACCGCUGCAGGCUGGACGGCUCUGAGCUGGAGGUCCUAGAGGGGGUCAAGGGCAAGCUGACCAAGGCUACAGCGCUGGCCAUCAUGGGGGACAAGUUAUGGUGGGCAGACCAGGGCACAGACCAGAUAGGAACCUGUGAUAAGAGUGAUGGGGGAAACUGGAAGGUGUUACGUAAUAACACGUCCCCCAUGAUGCACAUGAGGAUCUACAACGAGACUAUUCAGACUGGAGGGAUCAACCUGUGCAGUAAAAACAACGGGGACUGUUCCCAGCUGUGCCUCCCCACCUCCCCCACCACCCGCGCCUGCAUGUGCACCGCAGGGUACAGCCUCCGGAGUGGGCAGCAGUCCUGCGAGGGCAUGGGCUCCUUCCUGCUCUACUCUGUUCAUGAGGGCAUCAGAGGAAUCCCCCUGGACCCCGCCGACAAGUCUGACGCCCUGGUGCCCGUCUCUGGCACCUCGCUGGCAGUGGGCAUCGACUUCCACGCUGAAAACGACACCAUCUACUGGGUGGACAUGGGCCUGAGCACCAUCAGCAGGGCCAAGAGAGACCAGACCUGGAGGGAGGAUGUGGUCACCAAUGGGAUAGGCAGGGUGGAGGGCAUCACUGUGGACUGGAUAGCAGGGAACAUCUACUGGACGGACCAGGGCUUCGACGUGAUCGAGGUGGCCAGACUGAACGGCUCCUUCCGCUACGUGGUGAUCUCCCAGGGCCUGGACAAGCCCCGCGCCAUCACCGUCCACCCAGAGAAAGGGUACCUGUUCUGGACAGAAUGGGGUCUGUACCCUCGUAUUGAGCGUUCUCGUCUGGAUGGUUCUCAGAGGGUGGUGCUGGCCAACACCAACAUCCACUGGCCCAACGGCAUCUCCAUCGACUACCAGGAGGGCCUGCUGUACUGGUGCGAUGCUCGUACAGACAGGAUCGAGCGCAUCAACCUGGAGACGGGAGAGAACAGGGAGCUGGUGCUGGUGAACAACAACAUGGACAUGUUUGCUGUGUCCGUCUUUGAGGGCUACAUCUACUGGAGCGACAGGACUCACGCCAACGGAUCCAUCAAGCGAGGCAGCAAGGACAACGCCACCGACUCCGUCUACCUCAGGACGGGCAUCGGAGUGCAGCUAAAGGACAUCAAGGUCUUCAACAGGGACAGGCAGCAAGGCACCAACAUCUGCAAGGACAACAACGGGGGCUGUGAGCAGCUGUGUCUCUACCGCGGCAACGACGAGCGCACAUGUGCCUGCGCGCACGGCAUGCUGGCGGAGAACAACAGCAGUUGCCGCGACUACGACGGCUACCUGCUGUACUCGGAGCGCACCAUCCUCAAGAGCAUCCACCUAUCAGACGAGACCAACAAGAACGCACCAAUCAAGCCCUUCGAGGACCCGGAGCACAUGAAGAACGUGAUCGCCCUCACCUUCGACUACCACGGGGGAGGAGGGAAGGGGGCCAAUCGGAUCUUCUUCAGUGACAUCCACUUCGGGAACAUCCAGUCCAUGAAUGACGACGGCUCAGACCGCAAGAUUGUGGUGGAGAACGUGGGCUCUGUGGAGGGGCUGGCCUACCACCGGGGCUGGGACACCCUGUACUGGACCAGCUUCACCACCUCCACCAUCACCUGCCACACGGUGGACCAGAGCCGCACCGUGGCCUACGACCGCCACACCGUGGUCACCAUGUCCGAGAACGACCACCCCCGCGCCUUCGUGCUGGACGAGUGUCAAGACCUGAUGUUCUGGACCAACUGGAACGACCACUCUCCCAGUAUCAUGCGGGCGUCUCUCAACGGCGCCAACAUGCUGGUCAUCAUCGGCAGCGACAUCAAAACCCCCAACGGGCUGGCCAUUGACCAUCGAGCCGAGAAGCUCUACUUCUGUGACGCCACGCUGGACAAGAUUGAGCGCUGCGAGUACGACGGCAGCAGCCGCUACGUGGUGUUGAUGAACGAGCCUGUGCAUCCGUUUGGCUUGGCCCUGUACGGGGAUUACAUCUUCUGGACUGACUGGAUCAGGAGAGCCGUCUUCAGGGCUGACAAAUUCACUGGGGGAGACAUGAAGGUGCUGCGCGCUGACAUCCCCCAGCAGCCAAUGGGAAUCAUCGCUGUGGCGAAUGACACAAACAGAUGUGAGUUUUCUCCAUGCCUGGUCAACAACGGCGGCUGUCAGGACUUGUGUCUGCUCAGGUCGGACGGACGGGUCAAAUGCAGUUGCCGUGGAAACCGGCAACUCCUGGAAGACAACACGUGCUCAGCUCUGAACAUGUCGUGCAGCAGUGUGGAUGACUUUGAAUGUGGUAAUGGGGAGUGUAUCAGCUACAGUCUGACCUGUGAUGGCAUGGCCCAUUGCAAGGACAAGUCGGACGAAAAACAGUCCUACUGCUCCAAUCGGCUGUGUAAGAAAGGCUACAGACGCUGCAUUAAUGGACGCUGCAUCCGACACCAGCUCUGGUGUGACGGCACGGACGACUGUGGAGACCACUCAGAUGAGCUGCCCUGCAACAUGACCCUCUGCAAAGCGGGAGAGUUCCAGUGCAAAGACGGCAGCUGCAUCUCCAACUCCAGCCGCUGCGACCAGGUGAUCCACUGCGAGGACGCCAGUGACGAGAUGAACUGCUUGCCGACCAACUGCUCCCGUUUCUUCCGUCUGGGGGUGAAGGGAGCCACUUUCCAGAGCUGUGAGAGGACCACCCUGUGCUACCUGCCCUCCUGGGUGUGUGACGGCACCAAUGACUGUGGGGACUUCUCUGAUGAGAUGAACUGCCCAGACAAGAGGAAGCUGAAGUGUCCCCUGAACUACUUCUCCUGCCCCAGCGGGCGCUGCAUCCCGAUGAGCUGGACGUGCGACAAGGACAACGACUGUGAGAACGGAGAGGACGAGUCCCACUGUGACAAGUUCUGUUCGCCCACUCAGUUUGAGUGUGCCAACCACAACUGCAUCCACGGCCUCUGGGUGUGUGAUGGAACGGACGACUGCGGGGACAAUUCUGACGAGGGCAGCAAUUGUCUGUCUAAGACGUGCAGUCCGGAGGUGUUCCAGUGCCCUGGGUCCCACGUGUGUGUGCCCCAGCACUGGAAGUGUGACGGGGACAAGGACUGCCCUGAUGGGGCUGACGAGAACAUCAAGGCUGGCUGUGUGUACAACAACACCUGCGACGAGAACGAGUUCAUGUGUCAGAACAGAGACUGUAUCCCCAAACACUUUGUCUGUGACCAUGAUAUCGACUGUACCGACGGCACUGACGAGUCUCCUGAGUGUGAGUACGCCACCUGUGGCCCGGAGGAGUUCCGCUGUGCUAACGGACGCUGCCUCAACCAGAAGAUCUGGGAGUGUGACGGAGAGAUCGACUGCCAGGACCGCUCCGACGAGGCCCCCAAGAACCCCAACUGCCUGGACACAGAGAGGAAGUGCAACGAGUCGGCCUACAUGUGCCGCAACGGCAAGUGUCUGAACGAGACGCUGCUGUGCGACCGCAACGACGACUGCGGCGACGGCUCGGACGAGCUCAACUGCUUCAUCAACGAGUGUCUGAACAGCAGGCUGAGCGGCUGCUCCCAGCUCUGCGACGACCUCAAGAUCGGCUUCAAGUGCAGGUGUCACCCCGGCUUCCGUCUGAAGAGGGACGGGAAGACGUGCGUGGACGUGGACGAGUGCACGAGCAGCUACCCCUGCACCCAGCGCUGCAUCAACACGCACGGCAGCUUCCACUGUCUCUGCGUGGAGGGCUUCCAGCUCAGCCCCCACGACCCGACCGUCUGCAAGUCCACCUCCGAGGAGGAGCCCUACCUCAUCUUUGCCAACCGUUACUACCUGAGGAAGCUCAACCUGGAUGGCACCAACUACACCCUGAUCAAACAGGGUCUGAACAAUGCAGUAGCCCUGGACUUUCACUAUGCAGAGCAGAUGAUCUACUGGACAGACGUCACCACUCAGGGAAGCAUGAUUCGCCGCAUGCACAUGAACGGCAGCAACGUCGAGGUGCUUCACAGGACCUCCCUCAGUAACCCAGACGGGGUGGCUGUGGACUGGGUGGGCGGGAACCUGUACUGGUGUGACAAGGGCCGGGACACCAUCGAGGUGUCCAAGCUGAACGGAGCCUACAGGACCGUGCUGGUCAACACCGGGCUGAAGGAGCCGAGGGCUGUGGCGGUGGACAUACGCAACGGGUACCUGUACUGGUCUGACUGGGGCGACAGCCCCCACAUCGGGAGGAUCGGGAUGGACGGCAGCAACCGCAGAGUGAUCGUGGAGGACAAGAUCACCUGGCCCAACGGCCUCACGCUCGACUUCAUCAACGACCGCAUCUACUGGGCCGACGCCAGGGAGGACUACAUCCAGUUCUCCAGCCUGGACGGGACCAACAGACACACGGUUCUAACCCAGGACAUCCCCCACAUCUUUGCCAUUGCCAUGACGCUGUUCGAGGAGUACCUCUACUGGACUGACUGGGAGACCAAGUCCAUCAACAGAGCGCACAAGACCCUGGGCACCAACAAGACCCAGCUCAUCACCACCCUGCACAGGCCCAUGGACAUCCACAUCUACCACCCCUACCGCCAGCCCGAGGUCCGGAAUCACCCGUGCCAGACCAACAACGGGGGCUGCAGUAACCUGUGUCUGCUGUCCCCCGGGGGGGGCUACAAGUGCGCCUGUCCCACCAACUUCUACCUGGCCCACAACGGGCGCACCUGCAUGUCCAACUGCACCGCCAGCCAGUUUGUGUGUAAGAACGACAAGUGCAUCCCCUUCUGGUGGAAGUGUGACACCGAGGACGAUUGUGGGGACCGUUCCGACGAGCCUGCUGAAUGCCCGGCCUUCAAGUGUCGUCCGGGUCAGUUCCAGUGUGGCACGGGCAUCUGCACCAACCCCGCCUACAUCUGUGACGGGGACAACGACUGCCAGGACAACUCUGACGAGGCCAACUGCGACAUCCAUGUGUGUCUGCCCAGCCAGUUCAAGUGCUCCCACCCCAAUCGCUGCAUCCCAGGGAUCUUCCGCUGCAACGGCCAGGACAACUGUGGAGAGGGGGAGGACGAGAAGGACUGUCCGGAGGUCACCUGCGCCCCCCACCAGUUCCAGUGUGCCAUCACCAAGCGCUGCAUCCCCCGCGUCUGGGUGUGCGACCGCGACAACGACUGCGUCGACGGCUCGGACGAGCCGGCCAACUGCACUCAGAUGACGUGUGGUGUGGAUGAGUUCCGCUGUAAGGACUCUGGCCGCUGCAUCCCCGCUCGCUGGAAGUGUGACGGCGAGGACGACUGUGGCGACUCAUCAGACGAGCCCAAAGAGGAGUGCGAUGAGAGGAUGUGCGAGCCCUACCAGUUCAGAUGCAAGAACAACCGCUGUGUGCCUGGCCGCUGGCAGUGUGACUACGACAACGACUGUGGGGACAACUCUGAUGAAGACAACUGCACUCCUCGCCAGUGUUCGGAGAGCGAGUUUGCCUGCACCAAUGGUCGCUGCAUCGCUGGGAGGUGGAAGUGCGAUGGCGACCAUGACUGCGCCGACGGCUCUGAUGAGCACGGCUGUGACCUGAAGUGCGACAGUGACCAGUUCCAGUGUAAGAACGGACACUGCAUCCCCAUCCGCUGGCGCUGCGACGCCGACGCCGACUGCAUGGACGGCAGCGACGAGGAGAAGUGCAACAGCACCGCUGCGCGACACUGCCCCCUGGAUGAGUUCCAGUGUAACAACUCCCUGUGUAAGCCCCUGGCCUGGAAGUGUGACGGAGAGGACGACUGUGGAGACAACUCUGAUGAGAACCCUGACGAGUGCAGGAACUUCCAGUGCCCUACCACCAGGCCUAUGCGUUGCCACAACGACCGUGUGUGUCUGCGGGUGUCCAAACAAUGCGAUGGUGUUGACAACUGUGGGGACAACUCGGAUGAACUGAAUUGCCAUGCCCCCCCGGCUGUUCCCUCAUGUGAGAAGGACGAGUUCCUGUGUAACAACGGCAGGUGCAUCAGCUCCAACCUGCGCUGCAACUACUUCAACGACUGUGAGGACUACGGCUCGGACGAGAUCAGCUGCAAGACAGACACCAAGCUGAACGACUGCAGGAGUAACAGGACCCUGUGUGGGGACGGAGACGAGGCCCACUGCAUCACCAACGGGACGGACUCCUUCUGCUCCUGCAAGCCAGGCUUCCAGAAGACUGGACACAACACCUGCCAAGAUAAGAAUGAGUGUCAGAAGUUUGGAAUUUGCUCCCACAUCUGCAACAACACCAAGGGCUCCUACAAAUGCAGCUGCAGCAAGUACUUCACCAAGAUCAACGACACCUGCAAGGCAGACAGCCUCAACAGCAGCAGAAAGGUGCUGUACAUCGCCGACGACAACGAGAUCCGCAGCCUGGACCCCGGCAUGCCCAACUGGCGCUACGAGCAGACGUUCCAGGGCGACGCCAACGUGCGCAUCGACGCCAUGGACCUGCACGUCAAGACCAACCGCGUCUUCUGGACCAACUGGCACACGGGCCGCAUCUCCUCCUACGAGCUGCCCGGAAGCUCCGCCCCCUCCGGCCCCUCCUCCAACUCCCACCGGCACCGGCGCCAGAGCGAGGGCGGGGUCACCACACUGGAGAUCCCAGAGCUGAAGAUGCCUCGUGGUAUAGCUGUGGACUGGGUGGCCGGUAACCUGUACUGGACCGACUCUGGACGGGACGUGAUCGAAGUGGCCCAGAUAUCAGGCCGCAAUCGGAAGACCCUCAUCUCUGGCAUGAUCGAUGAGCCCUAUGCCAUCGUGGUGGACCCACAGAGAGGGACCAUGUAUUGGGCAGACUGGGGUAACCACCCGAAGAUUGAGACAGCAGCCAUGGAUGGAACCCUGAGACAGACCCUGGUCCACGAGAACAUCCAGUGGCCCACAGGUCUGGCGGUGGACUACUUCAGCGAGCGUCUCUACUGGGCGGAUGCUAAGCUCUCCGUGAUCGGCAGUGUGCGUCUCAACGGCUCAGACCCAGUCAUCGCCGUCACCAACCUCAAAAACAAUCUCCUCCAUCCUUUCAGCAUAGACAUCUUUGAGGACUACAUAUAUGGGGUCACCUAUGUCAACAAUGUGGUAUUCCGGGUCAACAAGUUUGGCAAGGGCUCUGUUGAGAACCUGACCACUGGCAUCAACCACGCCACAGACAUAGUGCUCUACCACCGCUACAAACAGCCUGAGGUGACCAACCCAUGUGACAAGAAAAAGUGUGAGUGGCUGUGUCUGCUGAGCCCCAGCGGGCCGGUCUGCACCUGCCCCAACGACAGAGUGGCUAACAACGGCACCUGUGUGGAGAGACCGUCUCCAACACAGUCUCCAUUCUCCCCGCCCGCGGGGACGUGCACUGUCCAGUGUCAGAACGGUGGCAGCUGCUACCUCAACGCCCGCCAGCAGGCCAAGUGUCGCUGCCAGCCCACCUACAGUGGGGAGAGGUGUGAGGUGAACCAGUGCAGGGACUACUGCGAGAACGGGGGCACCUGCACCGCCUCACCCACAGGUUCGCCUACCUGUCGCUGUCUGAAGGGCUUCACCGGCCCCCACUGUAACCAGCAGAUAUGCCAGGGCUACUGCCACAAUGGAGGCAACUGCUCCGUCAACCAGGGCAACCAGCCCGCCUGCCGCUGCCCACCCGGGUUCCUGGGGGACCAGUGUCAGUUCACCAAGUGUGAAGGCUUCUGCGAGAACGAGGGCAUGUGUCUGCAGACCGACAACGGUACCAGGCUGUGUCGCUGCCCACCUCAGUUCCUGGGGCCCAACUGUGAGCUGGACAAGUGUGUGUACUGUGGGACGGGCAAGUGUACGCCUAAGACUACUGGAGAGGUCACCUGCAGCUGUAACGGCCUGCUCCAGCCCAGCUGCUAUUCCUGUCUCAACUUCUGUCUCAAUGGCCAGUGCACUGUGGACCCCCGCUCCCUACUGCCCCAGUGCAAGUGUCCUACUGGAUGGACCGGCUACAGGUGCAGCGAUGCUGUCUUUACUGAUGCCGACUCUCGAGGAUCCAGUGGAAGCACGGCCUCCGUGGUCACCCCAGUGCUGCUGCUGCUGUUACUGGCACUGCUGGUGGUCGGCGCCAUCUUGUGGUACAAGAGGAGAAUGCGGGGGUCUCUAUGGCCCGGCAAAUCUCGUUCCCGACACUCGCGGGCUAAAGGCUUCCAGCACCACAGAAUGACCAACGGGUCCAUGAACGUGGAGAUCGGCAACCCUGCGUACAAGAUCUACGAAGGAGAACCUGACGACGAUGCUGGGGAACUCCUGGAUUCAGACUUCACUUUGGACCCAGACAAGCCCACCAACUUCACCAACCCUGUGUACGCCACCCUGUACAUGGGAGCCCAGAACAGCCGCAACUCUCUGGCCAGCACUGACGAGAAGAAAGAGCUGCUCUCCCAGGGCGACGACGACAUGAGUGACCCGCUGGCGUAGGACAGCACUCUGCCUAGCGCCUCGCCCUGCCCUGCCCCCCAUUGGCUGAGCAUACAAACUCUCUUCAAAUGCCUUUUACCAAUUGGAGAAAAAAAAAGGAACAAGAAAGAAAGUGAGAACACUGUAUAAAAUGUAUAAAAUGAAGGACUACUUUUGUAUGUGAUUGCAGUAUUAUAUUUUGUUCUUUGACAAAUAGGGAAAAUAAUUCCUCCGGAAUGAAAAAGGAACCAUUUUAUAGACAGUACUCAACUCUCUUUUUUUUCCCCACCUCACCAUUUCACUGCUCUUCCUCCCCCUCUUCAUCCAUAUAGCCACUACCUCUGUGCAAAUUUAAAAAAUAGAGUGGUAGAAAACCAACAGUGAAAUAAUUUUAAUUUUUUUAUUUUUGUAUGAAUUGUAUAGGGCAAGACAAACAUUGUUCCAUUUCCGUAAAACUGCCUAAAGCAUUUGUUGAAAGAUGCAGAGGGGAAUGGAGGGACGAGUUGGACGCCUGGUUAUGAAUGCUAAUGGAACGCUGGUUUGGUUUACGUCACUUUGUGUCUGUGUCCUCUGUUAGAGCUCUGGAGGUAGACCAAGGCUGCAAGGCCUCAUGGGAGUUAGGAACCUGCACAUGCACACAUGGAGUCAGCAUCGUAGAAAUGAUGUCCAUUCUGUUGUCUCAAUGAACAAAGUGAUUGUCUUUUCUUCCUUGCACAGACGAAAGUUAUAUAUAUAUAUUUACAUAUAUAUAAACAUAUUAACAAUGUGUCUUGAACAGUAUACCCAGGAAUACAAACACCAAUAACGAAUAGCAGUCAAUAAUUGUUUUAUCACUUUUUUGGGGGUCCCUGUAUAAAUUCUGUGCUACGCUUA